Molecule: messenger RNA, 3498 nt
Organism: Mesorhabditis spiculigera
Lineage: Eukaryota; Metazoa; Nematoda; Chromadorea; Rhabditida; Rhabditidae
Source: the annotation of a GenBank genome assembly
AUGAAUGCUGUCGAUACCUUUGAUAUGGGCUCAACGUCCAACCUCUCUGACUCGGACGAUGAGAUCCCAAUGGAGCUCGACCUGACGGCGGCGGGCCCGCCAAUUUCAGACGAUGAAGACGAGCUCGAUUUACCUGUCGACCAGCAUGGAUGCAAGUUAUUUCUCCAAUAUGCAAAACGGGCAGCGAUGCACGUGGGGUUGGUGGCCCUGCUGGUUGGCUAUUUGCUGGGUGGUGCAACACUUUUCUACCAUGUCGAAGGUCCGAACGAGCUUAUCCAACGAGACAUUGAACUGAAACGGAUCCUUGGGACGUGGGACGAUUUUCAGGACCACAUUUGGAACAUCACUCAAGAUGUCGACAAUCGCAUUUCUAGAGAAGCCUUCAACACUAUAAACCAGGAAUACUUCCGAAAACUGGUCAACUACAUCUUUGUCAGCUACCACAACCAGUACAUCAACGCUCGCCAUAUAUUGAACGAGACCAGGGGCGAGGAGUUGCUGUGGACAUUCCCUAAUAGCGUCUUCUUCGCCACGACGGUCAUCACCACCAUUGGUUACGGUAAUCUGGUUCCGACAACUAUGGUCGGAAGAAUAUGUUGCAUUUGUUAUGCUCUGAUUGGGAUCCCAUUACUCCUCGUCACAAUCGCUGACAUUGGAAAAUUCCUUUCAGAGUUUUUGAGCUUCCUCUACAAAUCCUACCGUGCGUUUAAGCGGAAGAUACGCCGUCAGUCACGUCGAAUCUCUCAUCACUACCGACCAGGAUCACAAUCGCGUGGGAGCGAUCAGACGAGCCACGCCGGCAGUAUGAAUCUGAAUGAUAUUGAGUCGGAGCCAGAAUCCUCAAUGGAAGACGAACUCCGCAUCCCUGUGUUCAUGGUCCUGUUGGUCCUAUUAGCGUACACAGCCAUCGGCGGAAUACUGUUCCAACAUUGGGAAAAUAUGCAGUACUUUGAAGCCUUUUACUUCUGCUUCAUCACUAUGGCGACUGUCGGUUUCGGCGACAUUGUCCCCACCGAGCAGGUGUACAUGUUUUUCACGAUGGCCUACAUCAUUUUUGGGCUUUCGUUAGCAACGAUGUGCAUCGAUUUGGCCGGUACGGAGUAUAUUCGAAAAAUUCAUUACCUGGGUAGCCGAAUGGAAGAUGCGAAGGGUGCUGUUAUCAGCGGUAUUCAAGUCGGAGAACACAUCUUCAAGCAUACCGGCGUUGAAGCGAUACGAUCCGCUGGGGGGAAAGUGCUCAAAUUACGACGGGUUUUUGUGGAUCGGGACGGCGGCUCUGUGGACUACGUACUUGUGCCGCAGAAAAAUAUUAUUUAUGAGCCUCCCUCAACUGCCGUGCUCAAGCUCACAAAGGAGGCCAACAUUAAGAUAAUGCCGGACGACAUCACUGAAAAAGACGGGUAUAUUGUCCAAAAUAAGAGCUACGACAAGAAGCAGAAUCACGAUCGGAUCUUCGUGCGAGUUUCACAUAAUCAAAUUCAUAAUUACGACACCGUGCUACAGGCCGUCGGCAAGACUCCCCUCAUCUUGCUCAACAAAAUCCCGCAGGCCCAAGGAAUCAAGGCGAACAUUUACAUCAAGUGCGAGUACCUGAAUGCCGGUGGCUCGUCCCACGACCGCUUGGCGAAGCGCCUGAUUGAGCUUGCCGAGGAAAAGGGAAAGAUCAAGCCGGACACGACCCUGGUCUACAGCGCCGGGCACAAUGUAGCGGUCGCUAUGGCUGUUGUUUGUGCCGUGAAGGGAUAUCGCCUCGUCAUCGUCACGCCCGAGCGCGAAGUCCGCGACAAUAACACGUUGCUGAUCGCCCUAGGAGCCGAGGUUCUCCGCGUCAACACCGGUGUCUGCUCCAAAGGGUACGCCAAGGCGCUCAACAUACCCAAUUCCAUCCUCCUGAACGCGCUGGAGAAAGAGCUGGCUGACCAAAUUGUCGGCUACAAUCUGGGCGAUGAGAUUCUGGAGGCGAAAGACAAUGUGCGCCUGAUCGUCGUCCCUCACGGAAUGGGUGCCGCGGCAAUUUCCGAGAAGGCGCAGGGCAAAGCCGCGGUCGUCUCCGUCAACAUCACCCCGGAUCACAAGACCACAAGCGGGUUGGAACGCUACCCGUUUUUGGAAGUGCCCGGCGAGCAAGAAUCACAUGACGUUGGCUCAAAGGAAUCUUUCUUGAUGGCCCGUCGUAUGAUCCGUGAAGAGGGCGUGAUGACUGGCCCUGCUGGAGGAGCCGGCCUUGUGGUGGCCCUCGAGAAGGCCAAGCAUUUGUCGGAGCACGACAAUGUCGUCGUGGUGCUCAGUGAUGGCAUCCGAAGUUAUUUGAGCAAGUUCUGCGACGAUCAGUGGCUGAAGGACCAGGGCGUCAUUCCCGAGGUGCACAAGCCGACCGCCAAGCCGGAUGACAAAUUCGACUCGAGCAUCGUCACGAGCUACUGCCCGACCACACUAGCCGGCGCUUGGGACCAGACCGAAGACGGAAAGUUCAACAAGUGCAGCGAGCCCUUCAAGCCUUUCAGGGAAUCUCGGCCAGCCGUGCUCAACAACGCACUCGAAGCCAUCGGCAACACGCCGCUUGUCAAGCUGCAGCGCCUCCCGAAGAUGUACGGCGUCAACGCAAACAUUUAUGUGAAAUGCGAAUACUUGAACGCCGGCGGCUCUAUCAAGGACAGAAUUGCCGCAAGGAUGGUUGAGCUAGCCGAGCAGAAGGGCAUUCUGAAGCCUGGGAUGACGCUGAUCGAGCCAACCUCAGGAAAUACUGGCAUCGGGUUGGCGUUGGCGGCGGCCGUCAAGGGAUAUAAGUGCAUCAUCGUGAUGCCGGUGAAAAUGUCAAAGGAGAAGGCGGUGGCGAUGGAGUCGCUCGGUGCUAUCAUUGUUCGUACGCCAAACGAGGCCGGCUUCGAUUCGCCCUACUCGCACAUCGGCGUGGCGCUGCGUCUGCAGAAGGAGAUCCCCGGCGCCAUCAUCCUUGAUCAGUACCGUAACAUGGGCAACCCGAUGGUGCACUACGAGCAGACCGGCGAGGAGAUCAUCGCCCAGGCUCCCGCGAAACUCGACGCUGUUGUGGUGGGCGCUGGCACUGGAGGAACCGUCACCGGUAUCGGCAUGAAAAUCAAGGACAAACUGCAGGGCUGCAAGGUAGUCGGUGUCGACCCGAUCGGCUCAAUCCUCGCCGAUCCCACGCAAGACUGGACCAAGUCUUACGAGGUCGAGGGCACUGGUUACGACUUCAUCCCCGGAACCCUGAAGCGCAACUGUGUUGAUCAGUGGAUCAAGACUGCCGAUAAGGAAUCUUUCGAGGUUGCGCGAGCCCUGAUAGCCAAGGAGGGACUGCUUUGCGGGGGAAGUUCUGGCGCAAAUGUUUGGGCGGCUCUACAGGUGGCGAAGGAAUUGCCUGAGGGUUCCAACAUUGUUGCCAUCCUCCCCGACGGCGUCCGGAAUUACUUGAGCAAAUUCCUCGACGACGAGUGGCUGGAGGUGCGCGGACUGAUCCCCGACAACAAGAAGUGCUGC